AUGCAAGCAGCUUAUGCCUACUACCUUGAGGAGUACUGCCAUGGCAUUGGUUUGUUGGAUGAGUCUGAGCUUCCUGUUCUUGAAUCUGGAAUUGCUGGUCUGCAUAACUUGGCAGAAGGAAGCCAUGACAUUGGUGUUGCGCAUCUCAUGUCAUUCUCAGCCAAACACCUGUGGAAUCUCUUGGGCUUACCUGGAGCAAAUCAAUUCCCAUUUGCAGAACCUGGUGCCAACAACACUCUGAACAGCUCUACAUCUCAGCACAAAACCCGUGCCGUACCAUUUUGGCAUCAGCUAGUAGGGACACUCAAGAUUUUGGAAGGUGCAUUCACACAGAGAACAGGGACUUGUGCUCAACCAGCUUUACUAUGUGACAAUGUUGGACUUGGGAAGACAGUCCAAAUCAUUGGUGUUAUUAGCAUGCUGGAGCACUACUACAAACAGCAGGAGCUUCCAGUUGAACAGCAUCUUGCGCCGCCUGCAUUUACAAAGGAUAAUGGAACACCCUACUUUGGUGGUGAAAAGAGUAUCCCUAACCUACCAUCAAUUGUAAUUGCUCCUUGUACGCUUGGAAACCAAUGGGUUGAACAAUGGAACAAAUUCACUCAGCUUGGCAGUUUUGUUGUCAUUCGUUACACUGUUGACAAUGGACCCCUGGAGACCUUUUUCAGUGAUCCCAAAGGGCCAUACAAGACAGCAGCUGGGCAAAACUUGGAGCAUGCAGGGCAAGUGAUUAUUAUAGCAGACCUUUCGGCAAUCUCUAAGGAGGCUAAACAAUGCUUGCAACCACCCCCAGAGCUGAAAGGCAAGGAUGCCAAGGAGCACGAGGCUAAGGGAGAGGCACCUGCAUUGAAAAUUGGUGUCAAUGCUGCAGGCUCCUUGUUUGGUAUGCGCUUCCGGGUAGCAGCAAUUGAUGAGAUACACAACCUCCGGAACAGUAGUCAUAGUCAACAAGGGGUCCAGUUCAUUAGCGAGUCUUCAUGCUUGGUCAUUGGUGCAACAGCCACACCUUUAUUUACCGCACUCAAGUGUUUGUUUGCCCUUGCACAAAAUCUACGCUACCAGCCACUACUUGGUGACAAGGGCCUCCAGGUUUGGAACGAAGUGCAAGAAAUGCUGGUGGACGGCAGCAAAAAUUGGCAACUCAACAGCAAAGCAAUUGUGGAAGCAACUAUUGAGAAAGAAGUGAAAGAAGUGUUAUCAUUGGCCAAAAUCAGCUCCCAAGAUCCUCGUGCUACUAAAAUCAAGGAUGACGUUCGGGCUAAAUACAAGAAUGAGGACCAGCAAAGUAUUCUCCGCAUGAUCCAUUUAUCCAAACAACCAGUCAACAUCCUGCGUUUGAUUCUUUAUCCCAUCAUGAUCUGUCGUACAAGUGAGUUGCUGGACUUUGCAGGAAAAAGAAUUUUGGAUCUUCCGUUUGUUCAAAAGUUCAUUGCUUGGUCCCCAAUGAACAAAGAGGAGAAGGAAAUGCAACAUUUGAUUAAUCAGGAGCAUACCCGACAGAAAACCACAAAGAAGAAACAGGCAAACAAGCAAAGAGCUAAAAAGAAGGGGAAGCAAAUGCAAGAAACCGCCAGUGAAGAACAGGAGGAACAAGAUGGGCUAGACUCUGAGGGACAAGUGGAACGCAAUGAUUGCAAGAAUAUUAGGUGGCAUAUGUUUACUCUGAAGGGCAGAGGAUUUGUCUCAUAUGAUGGGUCCAUGGCUACCAACCAUUGCCAACAAUCAGUUGAGAAAUUUGCAAAUGACCCAAACUGCCGGAUUAUGAUCAUCAGCAAUGUUGGCUCAGCUGGGCUAAACUUGGUCCAAGCCUCAGUUGUAAUCAUUGUGAGCAGCGUUUGGUCAGGGCUUGAACUCAACCAGAUCAUGGGCCGGGUUGAUCGCCCUGGGCAAGAGCAGGAUACGGUUGUCUACAAUAUCAUGGCACCAGAAGGCAUAGACUUGGCGCUCAAUGUUUAUGCUGACAGUAAGGCACAGCUGUCUGACCAUUUUCUAAACUUGCGCAGAACCUUGCAAGAUGUCUAUACCAACAUAGCCAACCCUCACUCAGACAGUCAAGAUGAGUCUGACUCUGAGGGUAAUGAUCUGGUAGACUCUGGGCACACAGUAGUAGCCUCAGAAUCUAAAGUAGGAAGCCGCAAGCGCAAAAACAACAGCAGCACAGAUACAAAGGAUGCCAGCCAAGCUCCAAAGCGCACCAAAGUCAAGACCUCCACGUCCAACUUGGGGCACAGAACAACACCUGUCACUGCAGCUGACCCUGCACUGGAACAGACCAAAACAGUCACCCCUGAUUCUGGUCUGACUGGAAACUCUUUAAGCGCUAUGAAACUGGCAUCUGGAGCAUCAUUUAGCUGUCUGGACGUUCCAGACUCUCUGGAUGCAAAUAAAGACCCUAGCCAAAAGUCAAAUUUGUUAGCAUCCGCCCCAACAGCCGCCAAGGACCCCCUUCCAGACUUCUGGAACUUUGAGCAACAGUUCAUUCUAGUGGAAGCUUCUGGUACCAACAGCAACCACCCAUUCUACUAUGCCCAAGUUCUUGGAAUAUUUCAUGCAAAGUCUGCAUGA
Molecule: messenger RNA, 2565 nt
Organism: Rhizoctonia solani
Lineage: Eukaryota; Fungi; Basidiomycota; Agaricomycetes; Cantharellales; Ceratobasidiaceae
Product: SNF2 family amino-terminal protein
Exons: 9
Coding region: 1-2565 (854 amino acids)
Cellular component (GO): cytoplasm
Molecular function (GO): ATP binding; ATP-dependent chromatin remodeler activity
Source: RefSeq, a predicted model, not a curated record